CACAGUCGCUUGCUUGUCUUGGAUCGUUGAGUUAGCUCACAUUAUCCACUUCCGAGCUAGUCGUUGCUUGGACGUUUUAUUGUGUUGGUUGGAAUCGCGAGAGUGCUUAGAUACCCCGCGUGUUUGUUAAGUGAUUUGAUAAAUUAAAAUCGUAAUUAACGUAGAAAUGGCUACCGAAGUCGAGAAUAAUGUACCUGUACCGACUGAAACUAAAGAGAUCAAAGAAGAAUUAACAACCGAUAACAAAGCCGAAGAGGCAAAGCAAGAAGCCGGUGCAGGUGACGCGCCCGCCGCUACAAAAGAACCCGCUCCACCAAAAGUUCUAGUGCACAAAUCGAAUUUCGAAAAAGAUGUCGUGUAUCUGUACCAGUUUAGUCGUACACCCUUGCUACCAUCCAUUUCGCCCUAUUGUCUGAAGGUCGAAACCUGGCUGCGACUUGCAGGAAUCAAAUACGAGAAUGUGGACCACAAGUUAAAGUUCCGUUCGAAGAAGGGCCAGUUGCCCUUCAUCGAAUUGAACGGCGAAGAAAUCGCCGACAGCGCAAUCAUAAUCAAAGAAUUGUCGCAACGUUUCGGCCACGAUUUGGAUGCCGCUCUCAACGUGGAACAGCGCAACGUUGCCCACGCCACGAUCUCGAUGAUCGAGAACCAUCUCGCGUGGGUGAUAAUGUGGUGGCGCACCAAAUUCCCGGAACAAAUGCUUAAGGCGUACAAAGUCAACUUGCAGAGUGCGCUCGGUACGCGCAUUCCCAACGGAAUUUUAAACUUCCUCUUCAAGUUCAGUUACGGACGAAAGUGGUUCCAGGGAACAAAAAAAGUCAAAGCUCAAGGAAUCGGCGUCCACUCGCCCGAGGAAGUCAUUGAAUUUGGACAAGGGGACCUGAAGGUGUUGUCAGAUAUGCUGGGCGAAAAGCCAUUCUUCUUUGGAGACAAACCAACAAACCUUGAUGUUGUGGCAUUCGCAAACUUGGCUCAAAUCUAUUUCAUCGACAAAGAAGUUCAGUUCACACUGAAGGAUUACAUGUCAGAUAAUUGUCAGAAUUUGGAAGGUUUCGUCAACCGAAUGAAGGAGCGCUGCUUCCCCGACUGGGAAGACAUUUGCACCACCUUAGAUCUUAACACUCACCUCCCCAAGCCUCCUGCAGAAGAGACUAAAGAAAAAGAGGGCAAGGACGAGAAAGGUGAAAAAGAAAUGGAACCUGAAGAUAAGGAUAUUGAAAAAGAAAAGAUUGACGAAAAAGAAAAAGAAAAGGAGAAAGAUAAAGAUACGGCCGAAAACAAAGAGAAAGAAUCAAAGUGAAGAGACCUUAUUAAUUAAUUUAUAAGGUCCCACUGCCAAAACUAUUUUUACCUCUCUCUGAUCCACCCAUCCUCUUUUCCGCCUUUUAUCAUUGCUCUUUGUCUAAAAUAGUCCAGUACGUUCUUUUAAUUCCUGUUUUAAAUACCUGUCGUCCUUUACGUUCUUUGUUUUUAUUUGUGCAAGUCUAGUUUUUAAGAUACACAUUAAAUUACAACGCAUAUAUCAUUAGGCAUCAACAGAAUCAAAAAAAAAAAGAAAGAAAAGUAA
This is a messenger RNA of Agrilus planipennis (emerald ash borer), 1567 nucleotides long. RefSeq names its product failed axon connections (gene fax). Bases 167 to 1300 code for a protein of 377 amino acids. Gene Ontology annotation, cellular component: cytoplasm. The record is from RefSeq and is a predicted model, not a curated record. NCBI's taxonomy places the organism in Eukaryota, Metazoa, Arthropoda, Insecta, Coleoptera, Buprestidae. The transcript is spliced from 5 exons.